Grammomys surdaster is the source of this 1707-nucleotide messenger RNA. It is a transcript of the gene Fscn2, whose product is annotated as fascin actin-bundling protein 2, retinal. Gene Ontology annotation, molecular function: protein-macromolecule adaptor activity; actin filament binding. The record is from RefSeq and is a predicted model, not a curated record. The coding region runs from base 165 to 1643 and encodes 492 amino acids. NCBI's taxonomy places the organism in Eukaryota, Metazoa, Chordata, Mammalia, Rodentia, Muridae. The transcript has 5 exons. Gene Ontology annotation, cellular component: actin cytoskeleton; cytoplasm. Gene Ontology annotation, biological process: actin filament bundle assembly; cell migration; establishment or maintenance of cell polarity.
CACAAGACAGAGGGAGGCAGCACUGGAGCAGGUAGUGUCCAUGUUGCUGGCUAGGCUUGGGAGCCAAGGCCCAAAUAAACAGAUCUGGGCCUCAGAGGGGGCUACAGGCCCCCUCAACACUCAGAGCUUCCCCGGCCCCUGAAGCAACGUGGCUAGCCUCAAAGAUGCCAACCAACGGCUUGCACCAGGUGCUGAAGAUCCAGUUUGGCCUUGUUAACGAUGCUGACCGCUACCUGACAGCAGAGAGCUUUGGCUUCAAGGUCAACGCUUCGGCAGCCAGCCUCAAGAGGAAGCAGAUGUGGGUCUUGGAGCCUGACCCGGGGCAGGGCACCGCUGUGCUGUUCCGCAGCAGUCACCUAGGCCGCUACCUGUCAGCGGAAGAAGAUGGCCGCGUGGCCUGUGAGAUGGAUCAGCCAGGCCGUGACUGCCGUUUCCUGGUCUUGCCACAGCCUGAUGGGCGCUGGGUGCUGCAGUCAGAGCCACACGGCCGCUUCUUUGGUGGCACAGAGGACCGACUGUCCUGCUUUGCUACAGCCAUCUCCCCCGCAGAGCUGUGGACCGUGCACCUGGCCAUCCACCCACAGGCUCAUUUGCUGAGUGUGAGCCGUCGCCGAUAUGUGCACCUGUGCCUUCAGGAGGAUGAGAUGGCAGCAGAUGGUGACAUGCCGUGGGGUGUGGAUGCACUAGUCACCCUCAUUUUCCAGAGCAGGCGGUACUGCCUCAAGUCUUAUGACAGCCGCUACCUUCGCAGUGAUGGCCGCCUUGUCUGGGAGCCUGAAGCCCAUGCCUGCUACACACUGGAGUUCAAGGCCGGCAAGCUGGCCUUCAAGGACUGCGACGGCCGAUACCUGGCACCUGUGGGGCCUGCCGGCACGCUCAGGGCUGGCCGCAACACAAGGCCCGGCAAGGAUGAACUCUUCGACCUGGAGCAGAGUCACCCACAGGUGGUGCUGGUAGCUGCCAACCGCCGCUAUGUCUCUGUGAGGCAAGGAAUCAAUGUCUCAGCCAAUCAGGAUGAAGAACUGGAUCAUGAGACAUUCCUGAUGCAAAUUGACCAGGAAACAAAGAAGUGUACUUUCUACACCAGCACUGGGGGCUACUGGACCUUGGUCACUCAUGGAGGCAUUCAGGCCACGGCCACACAAGUUUCUGCCAACACCAUGUUUGAAAUGGAAUGGCAUGGCCGGCGGGUGGCACUUAAAGCCAGCAAUGGGCGUUAUGUGUGCAUGAAGAAAAAUGGGCAGCUGGCCGCCAUCAGUGACUUUGUGGGCGAGGAUGAGUUCUUCAUCCUCAAACUUAUCAACCGACCCAUCCUGGUGCUGCGUGGCCUGGAUGGUUUUGUGUGUCACCGCCGAGGCUCCAACCAGCUGGACACCAACCGGUCCACCUAUGAUGUCUUCCACCUGAGCUUCAGGGAUGGCGCCUAUCAGAUCCGAGGCCGCGGAGGCGGGUUCUGGUACACGGGCAGCCACGGAAGCGUGUGCAGCGAUGGGGACUUGGCGGAGGACUUCCUCUUCGAGUUCCGAGAGCGUGGCCGUUUGGCCAUCCGUGCCCUUAGUGGCAAGUACCUGCGUGGAGGUGCCUCAGGGCUGCUGCGUGCUGAUGCGGACCUGCCUACAGGGGAAGCCCUCUGGGAAUACUGAGGACUCACAGGAGGUCGACCCCAGAGCCCACUGACCCAGCAUUAAACCUUUGUUGCAGAGUUGC